GAAGUAAACCGUAAAUAUACGAUAGGUUAUAAAAAUAUAAAUAAAAAUUAGAACGAUAAAAAAACCAAAGAAAAAACUCAUUUUAUUAUAAAAAUAAAAUGGAAGGUUUAAUAGAGGACGCUUCAAACAUCCGUAACGUCUUACCGUGGAUCGAAUCCGAAGAAGAAAUUUUAUUUUUUCUAAAAAAUAUUCCUCCAGAUCAUUUUCAUUUAAGAAUACCGUUGGCAUUAAGUCAUUUUUUGAAUAUUAGAGACCAAAAUGAAGAAAAUACUGAAUUAAAUAUCGAAAGAGACGCCAGAAAUAUAGUCGUACUCCUACCCGAUACCCCGUAUAUUCUUAUUAAAAACUGUCUUAGGGAAUUGGGUAAUAUUUCUAAUCGUAAAGAAGUGGUAGUAAAACAAUUUUUAAAUAAACGGCCUGAAUUAAAAAACGUAUUAGCCGAACUAAAUAUUCAUAAUUCGAAUGAAAAACUUGAUGUAAACAUAAGAAAACGAAAUAAUCCAGUAGAUCCUGAACAUAACAAAUUAGAUAGUGAUAUAACUCAAAUUAAAAUUAGAAAAGUCGAGGGUUCUAUACAGGAAGUUUCUAACAUUGGACAAGCGCCUGAUAUCAGAAACAUACCGUGUAGUUCGACUACAAGUGAUUGUUCAAAAACCAAUCCAGUUGUAAUGAAUAACGAAAUAUUACAGACUUAUAACCUAAUAGAUAAUUUAAGAGAAGUUUCUCAUGCUGCGGAAGAUACGGUUAAAAAAAUAUGCACAGAAAUGAAUGUAUCCACUAAUGAAAAACCAGAUGUAACAGUAUUAAACAAAAUAUUGAACAAAAUUUACGACGAAUCUAUUAUAGAAGUCGACGAUAACGAUAGUAGUACAACUGUCCUUAGCGAUUUCAGCGCUAUUAAUUCCGAUACCGAAAGUUUACCAGAAAUACCCAAAGAUUAUAGUACCAAAGAUAAUAAUAGACCGUUAAUCAAACCGGCUACAUUGGUGUUUAAUAGUGAAAAUAAACCCUCGCCGUCGACAUCGACCCAUUCCACCACCCCUUAUCAAUAUAACCGAACCCCAGUACCGGCCAUGCCCCAGGAAUACCUCGAUAGAAUCGCUCCCAAUAACGAAAUUAUAAAAAAAAACGACGAUACCGAAAUACGAAACGUCCCGAUCGACGAAGAAACAAAAAAUUACGACGAAAAAUUAGUUUUGCGAUUAAUAGAAAUAUUUCCGGACUCGUGUCCCAAAUACCUGAGGGAAAUAUGCGAUGGAAAGGAAUGGGAGGAUCUCGACGAUAUAGUGACCGUAAUAUUAUCCAAGGAACAUCCGAAAAGACCCCAAAGGAUACCGAGUCCCGUUAAGGAAGUCGACGUUGAGGAACAGUUGGAAAUAGUGAAAGCUCUACUCCCCGACGCGGAUCCGACGUACCUGCGAUGGAAAUGCGAAUCGAUAGGCAACGACGCCGACGAAUUGAACGCGUUCGUAAACGAAGCCAGAGAAAAGAAGAAUUACCCCACGAUGAAGGAAUACCUGAGAAAACAAAAAUUCACCGCGCAAUCCAAACAAUACACGACCGAUUUCAAUCCGGACAGUUUCGUCGAGUUGUUUCCCGAACCGGAGAAAACGUUCAGGGAUCCGAAGAGGACGGUGUCGGUGGAUAAUUACGCGGCGUUGUAUAUUUGCAAUUUUUUCCAAACGCGCUACGAUCGAUUACCGUUGAAGACGAUCCGAUCGAUAUUGGCGUCGAACGAUUACCGCAUCUCGAUAUCCGACGACGAAAUGUCGAGACGCACCGAACGCGGUCCGUUGCUGAAGUCUCGCAGAAAACCGAACGGUCUGAAGGAUCCGCCCCAGAAUAUCGCCGUGCUGCAAGAAUUGGCGUAUCUGACGCACAAACGGGACGUCGACGAUUAUAUAAUGGAGAAGAAGCGGUCGGAGGAACGCGAGAGGGACGCGGCCAAGGAGCGCGGUCUAAUGGAAACUUGUCGUUGUUGUUUCGACGACGAAGUUAUGCCGAAUAAUUGUUUCGGUUGUCCGGCUGGAUGUACGUUUUGCGGGGAUUGUAUAAGGAGGAGUUGCGAAGUGGCUUUGGGCGACGGGAAAACGGAAUUCAGAUGUUUGGAUAAUUGCCGGGAAGAAUUUUCGUUGCAGGUGCUGCAGAAGGUGCUACCUCCGAAGAUGUUUUCCAAAUUGGCGCAAAAGAAAAGUUUGGCGGAAGUUAAAGCUGCGGGUAUAGAAGAAUUGGAAUUUUGUCCUUUUUGCGAUUUCGCCAGCAUUCCCGUAGAAAACGACAAAAUAUUCCGUUGCCUUAAUCCGGAUUGUAUGAAAGAAUCGUGUAGAUUAUGUAAAGAAGAAAAUCACGUGCCGUACAAAUGCGACGAAUUAGAAAAGGACGAAGACGUUAGAGCUCGCAUUUUCGUCGAAAAUCAAAUGACCGAAGCCCUAUUGUGCAAAUGUUACAAGUGCGGUACCAGUUUUUUCAAAGAAGAAGGUUGCAAUAAGAUGACGUGUACGUGCGGCGCGAAUAUGUGUUACGUUUGCAAACAACCGGUUAAAGAUUACAAACAUUUCAACGGCAUAGGCGGUACCGAGUUCCAUUUGUGCCCUUUGUACAGCGAUACCAACGAGAUAAAUAAGAGGAACGUCUCCCUGGCCGCCGAACAAGCCAAAUCCAAAAUAGAUCCCGCUAAAUUGAAGGUCGAUCCCGCUUUGGACGUGACGGAGCAUUACGAAAAAAGGAAAAAGGAGUUGCCAGUGGAGCCCUAUCUCGAGCUGCUGAAUCAACAGAUGCAGUUGCAUUAUCUUCAAGGGCAGAGGGGGGGUCGUAGGCGUCAACAACAUUUCCAUCAUCAUCAUCAUCACCAUCAUCAUCAACAUCCUUAAUUUUUAUUUUUUUAAUUUUCGUGUAUAGAUUGUUUGAUAUUUGUAUUAACGUACUUUGAAUGAUUGGGGAUGAUGUGUUUCUAAUUAUUUUGGGGUUUCGGAAAAUGUUUUAUAACGGAUAUAUAUUGUGUUUAUUGUAUGUUUUGUUGAAUCGAUUUUUUCAAUUUGGUUGUUUGGAAAUUUUCGUCAAAAUUUGGUUCAAUUCCACCAAAAAUCAUUUUUUCAAGAAUCUUGAUACGCCACUGGUUUUUAUUUGUGUUUAAAACGGUUCGUUAUAAAUUUUUUGUGAAAAUUGAGUGGAUUUUUCAAAAUUUGUAACUAAACAAUUCGAAAAGUUCGUUAAAAAAAUGUCUACGCCUCUGGUUUGAUCGAUUUCUAAUUGAAAAUUUUCGUCAAAAUUUGGUUCAAUUCCACCAAAAAUCAUUUUUUCAAGAAUCUUGAUACGCCACUGGUUUCUAUUUGUAUUAGAAACGGCUCGUUAUAAAUUUUUUGUGAAUAUUGAGUGGAUUUUUCAAAAUUUGUAACUAAACAAUUCGAAAAGUUCGUUAAAAAAUGUCUACGCCUCUGGUUUGAUCGAUUUCUAAUUGAAAAUUUUCGUCAAAAUUUGGUUCAAUUCCACCAAAAAUCAUUUUUUCAAGAAUCUUGAUACGCCACUGGCUUUUAUUUGUGUUUAAAACGGUUCGUUAUAAAUUUUUUGUGAAAAUUGAGUGGAUUUUUCAAAAUUUGUAACUAAACAAUUCGAAAAGUUCGUUAAAAAAAUGUCUACGCCACUGAUUCGAUCGAUUUCUAAUUGAAAAUUUUCGUCAAAAUUUGGUUCAAUUCCACCAAAAAUCAUUUUUUCAAGAAUCUUGAUACGCCACUGGUUUUUAUUUGUAUUAGAAACGGCUCGUUAUAAAUUUUUUGUGAAAAUUGA
Messenger RNA from Diorhabda sublineata, 3783 nucleotides. RefSeq lists its product as uncharacterized. NCBI's taxonomy places the organism in Eukaryota, Metazoa, Arthropoda, Insecta, Coleoptera, Chrysomelidae. The coding region runs from base 99 to 2870 and encodes 923 amino acids. The record is from RefSeq and is a predicted model, not a curated record. The transcript is spliced from 6 exons.